Messenger RNA from Tigriopus californicus, 1979 nucleotides. RefSeq lists its product as uncharacterized. The transcript has 6 exons. Lineage: Eukaryota; Metazoa; Arthropoda; Copepoda; Harpacticoida; Harpacticidae. The record is from RefSeq and is a predicted model, not a curated record. The coding region runs from base 67 to 1854 and encodes 595 amino acids.
CCUCUGAUGUUUCGAUGACAUUUCUAUCACAUCCUCAAUUGACCUCCGUCCAAGUCCAACUCCGUCAUGGCCAAUGUAGAGAGGCCGGCUUCGGUCUAUGGCGGCCUAGUGGCCAAAAUCAAACGCCAUCCCCGCGUGUUUCCCCGUGUCAUGUGUCUGUGUCGUGCUUUGGGCCAUCUGAUGGUACACAUCUCGUUAAUGGCCCGGAUAGACCCGCAGUUCUGGCCGAGGGCCCUGCCCAUUUUGGAGUUGGACAUGGAGAAAACCCGAGGGAUCUUCAUGAGCCAGAGCUUCAAUGAUGUGCUCUUGUUGUUUGGAUUGCCGUUCAGUUUUGGAAGUGAUCGACUAGCUCUGCCCAUUUUGCAAGAUGUCAUGGGAGGGCUCAUCUGGGCCUCUUUGCAAUUUUCCCUCUUGAUGGAAACUUCUAACUCGGUCAUGACGCUUAUUUUGUGCUUCAUCAAGCUUCUCAGCCUCUAUUUGCUGAAGGUCAACUACAACCUAGACAGCAUUUACAUGUCUGUUGUUCUGGGUAUUGCUGGAUUUCUGAAGAUCAACACCUAUGAAGAUCCUCUUAACACUGGAACCAUAUUUUUGAUCACGUUUUGGUGUUACUGUCUGGUCAGAAAUGUCCCGUCUUUCCUCGUGGGAUUGCUCUUUUCGGUGGAAGAGAUGUUGGCCAACAAUCAGAAUCCCACGGCUAUAUUCCAUGAAUACGUAGUCGUGGAUUUCACUUCGUUUAUGAUCUUCGGAGGUGCCACUGGAUUGUCCGUCUUGUUUUCUCAAUGGAAUGGACUGAUAGAAGACCCUCUGGGCUUGCCCCAAUGGGUCAUGGAGCAUCUCGGCCAGACUCCUAUGGGUGUGAUCACGAUGGCCUUGUCAUUUUGCGCGUUGAGUUGCAUUACAAAUAAAUGGUUUCGAGCGGCUCUGAACUACUUGGCGAACAUUCCAUUUCUGGAAGAUACAAUCAACAAGGGAGUUUAUCCUGGCCUCUUUUGUGUACUGUUGUGGUUGGACGCUGGACGAAAACCGGAUGAAGCCACAUUACGCCUCGCAUCCGCAUUAUCUCUGUUGGGAUUAUGGACGGGGACCAUGUACAUGUUGGUUCGAACCUUGCGUCAGGUUCUCAAACGAGACUUGACCAUGCGGCCUUUACGGAAGUUCGCAUGUACUGUGUUGGUGGCAUUGCUCCUUAUUGGGGUCUGUGUGGAAUGCGCCGUCGAAUUCUUCAUCCCGUAUUUCAAGGCCAAUCAACACUCGCUGGUCGUCGCCAUGGGAUGCCUGCAUAUCAUGAUGGCUUCUCAUAUUUUCACUGAUACCUUAAGGGCUUGCAUCUAUUACAUCGUCAAUAGAACAGACGUAUUUGGAUCACCUAUCAAAUGGGACGGGGCGUUCCACAAUUUCAAACUCAUCGAUAUUACAUCCCGAAUGGGUCUGUCUACCUACUGUGGAGGCCUCUGUUUUUCGGCCUUUUAUCAUUCCGAUCUGAAGCAAUUUUAUUCCUUCAGUGGUGUGUGUAUUUUGAAUACCGUAGGCUUAUACCGAAGUUGUCGCUAUUUCAUUGAUACUCAAGCUCGAAGCCAGCACGUUGUCUCAUUAAUGCAACGCAUGGACGAUGCCAAUCCAGAGCGAAUUGCUCGCGUGAACGAUAACUGUUCCGUUUGUUGGAGUUCCCUGGAUGAUGAUGGCUCCGUCAAAGUGACUCCUUGUGAUCACUUGUUCCAUAACUUGUGCCUCCAAAGCUGCCUCUAUAACUCGUCCACGUGCCCAAUGUGCCGGUAUGAGUUCGGCCCCAAUAACAAUGAACAGGGUGACGGAAACGACACCGAAGAUGAAGUGGUGCAUCCUGAACAGUAGUUGUGAACCAUUGGAAUAUACGAAUAUACAUACAGUGAUAUAUUUUUGACAUGACCCAAAGAGCAAGUUCGAAAUCCGUGAGAGUUCGAAUGAAAUGUGUAGAAAUAAAGUCCAAUGAAAUCGAA